This is a messenger RNA of Didymella exigua CBS 183.55, 1260 nucleotides long. RefSeq names its product acetate kinase. Lineage: Eukaryota; Fungi; Ascomycota; Dothideomycetes; Pleosporales; Didymellaceae. The transcript has a single exon. Gene Ontology annotation, biological process: phosphorylation; acetate metabolic process. Gene Ontology annotation, molecular function: acetate kinase activity. Bases 1 to 1260 code for a protein of 419 amino acids. The record is from RefSeq and is a predicted model, not a curated record.
AUGCCUGAGAUCAUACUAUCGAUAAAUGCUGGUUCGUCAAGUGUCAAGGUCUCUGUCUACAAAACGCCAGAAGAUGGCGCCGAUGUGCCCAAGCAGCUAGUAGAAGCCUCGAUCGACGGCCUUACAGCACCUCCAGCAAAACUCAAGUAUUCACGCGGCGAUAAGACAAUCAAGGGCAAAGAGUUGGAAGGCAUCACAUCGCAGAAAGAUGCAUUCGAGUACAUUUUGGAUCACCUGACCAACGAUGAGGGUCUCCCGGAACUGAACAACAAAGAAGACAUCCAUUUCACAUGCCAUCGCGUUGUUCACGGCGGCGACUACCCGCGCUCUCAAGUCAUCGACCAGGAGACCUACCACCACAUCGAAGAGCUUAGCGAUCUAGCGCCUCUACACAACGCUCCAGCGCUCAGCAUUGUUCGCGCAGUUGCUGACAUCCUGCCUCACGCAAAGAAUAUCGCUUACUUCGACUCGUCCUUCCACAACACGCUGCCAGAGCACGUAUGCACCUAUCCCAUCGAUCAAGCUGUCGCAAAGAAAAAUAAACUGCGCAAGUACGGGUUCCACGGCAUUUCAUACUCCUUCAUUGUGCACGCUGUGUCAACAUACCUCGAGAAGCCCGCAGACCAGCUUAAUAUCAUUGCCCUGCAUCUCGGCUCCGGCGCAAGCGCAUGCUGCAUCCACAACGGCAACAGUGUGGACACUUCCAUGGGCUUGACGCCUCUGGCAGGUCUGCCUGGUGCAACAAGAUCCGGCAGCAUUGACCCGAGCUUGAUGUUCCACUUUACGCACAGCGCGGGCAAGCCCAGCCAUAGCUCUGGCACACAAAUGCACAUAACUCAGGCUGAACAGAUUCUGAACAAGAAGAGCGGCUGGCAGGCGCUCACAGGCACGACGGACUUCGGCAAGAUCAGCGCGAGCGACAGACCUGAGGAUAAGCUGGCUUUCGACAUCUUCGUGGACCGUAUUGGGAACUAUGUUGCGCCAUACUUCACAAAGUUGGACGGGAAAGUUGAUGCUCUAGUCUUUGCCGGUGGAAUUGGUGAGAAGGGUGACAGGCUGAGAAGGGAGGUUGUCAGGGGCGUCAGGUGCCUUGGUUUUGAACUCGAUGGUAGGAAGAACAGCCAACCAGUGAAGGAUGUGGUAACGGAUAUCAGUGACGAGGAUGCAAGGUACAAGACGCUGGUUGUCCAGACCGAUGAACAACUGGAGAUGGCAAGAGGAACCUUGGUCGACAAGGAUCGAUUUGUAGGAAAGAGGUAG